Messenger RNA from Spirometra erinaceieuropaei, 267 nucleotides. NCBI's taxonomy places the organism in Eukaryota, Metazoa, Platyhelminthes, Cestoda, Diphyllobothriidea, Diphyllobothriidae. The record is from the annotation of a GenBank genome assembly.
AUGGACCUGUUCUCCGCCGCUUGUGAGAACUUCGGUCUGGUCAUUAACACGCAGAAGACGGUGGUGAUGCACCAACCGCCACCCAACUCAGCCACAGCCCCCAACGCGCCGCCACAAAUCAGCGUGAAUGGAACCCAACUGCAAGUGGUGGAGAACUUCCCGUACCUGGGCAAUACCCUCUCCCGCAACACCAAGAUCGACGUUGAAGUCGCCAACAGGAUCUCGAAAGCCAGUCAAGCCUUCGGUCGCCUCCAAAGCACAGUUUGA